Messenger RNA from Anopheles coustani, 3595 nucleotides. RefSeq lists its product as uncharacterized. Gene Ontology annotation, biological process: cell population proliferation; DNA damage response; positive regulation of protein phosphorylation. The coding region runs from base 115 to 3261 and encodes 1048 amino acids. The record is from RefSeq and is a predicted model, not a curated record. Lineage: Eukaryota; Metazoa; Arthropoda; Insecta; Diptera; Culicidae. The transcript has 5 exons. Gene Ontology annotation, cellular component: nucleus.
CAAUCUAGCCUUUUGACAUCAAUUGCUCGUGACGAUGCUGAGAUCGCUCACAAAACGAAUGGGCGAUUGAAACAAGAAAAUAAACAAUAAAAAAUCAAGCGAUCACACAACGAUAUGGCUAGCGAAACGAAUUCAUUGCCAUCGGUUGCCGGCAAUUUAGGAAAGGCUGCCGAAAUUGUACAGGACCCGGUACGACCGCAACCGCAGCCGGAUGAUACAUGCCAGGACAAGUUUCACAAGGUGCUAAGUGCGUUCCUAAAUCGAGGCUUCAAGAUCAACAAUGAUGUCUAUCUAGAGAUGAUUAUCAGCCACCUAUCCGGAAAAUACUGCGUCGACCAUCGCAAGAUGGUAAAGUCUGCCGAAGUAUUCCAUUGGCUUGAAACCACCCUGAAGCAGUGGGAAAGUGAUAAACCUCCGGCCACUGACAUUGCCGCCUUUACAUUGCAACUGCUGGCGAUGAUUGUCGAAAAUGAGUGGGACUUUGCACGGAUCCAAAACGGGAGCCGCAUGCUCGACCGUUUUCAGCAAUGCAUUCAAAGCAAUGGAAAAAUGCAAAACCCUUCCAUCAAGCUCGGUCACGUGCUGGUUUUGAAGGCAAUUUCAGGCCACGCCAUGGGUAUGGCCUGGAUAAAGCAAUCGGGAUCAUGGAGGAUUUGCCUGGAUUACUACAACGGCUACCAGACGAUCUACAUCACUCGCGAAACGUCGCUUUUCAUCUACGAGGUCCUUGAGCGCUUCUGUGUGAUGGGCGACUACGACGAGGUGAAGGAAAUCAUUCGUACCAUCUUGUCGCCGCUGAUCGAUUGCGUGUGGAAAAGCCCUGAGCAGGAUGAUGCUGUGUUGGUCAACGAUUAUCACUCUCAGAAGAUCAUCUCACCGUUGCUGAAUCUUAUGCAAACACUGUUCCGAAAGAUCAUCGAGUCAAAACAACGCACCCGGGUGGCCUACUUCAUUCUGUAUACAUACAAGUUCGAGCGCAAUCUGUGGAAAUUCACCGAUACGAUGCACGAUCACACGUACCUGACCAAAAUUUGGCAGACGCAUAUCUUUGCCAACUGCGCCAGGCUAUGCACGAUGGAAAUUCCUCCGGAUGACACCGUAGCAGUUGAUCUGACGUUUGAUCGGUAUACGAUUAAUUUUCUGAACUACGUAAACUUCUCCAUCCGCCGUGGCAAUGUGCAGAACGUGAUGCUGAUGGCGGAAACGCACCACUCCCUGUGGCGCAUUCUGGGUGAGCGGGCGCCGGAAGAAGUCGUCCUGAAAAAUCAAAGCAUCCGAUUCGGCGAUCAGAUCCUUUUGCUGCAGCUCUUUCCCGUUGUGUACGAGAUGCAGUGCUUGGGCUCAAAGGAGCUGCCGGACUAUAUCGAAAAGUUCUGCACGAAGCUGUAUGAUAUUGCGUGCGAGUUUACAAUCCGUCUGAUCUACGCCUGCCGGGACAUAUUCCAGGCGUACAAUCUGAACGUGACGGAGUUGGCGUGCAAAUCGAUACAGGGAAUUGUCACCACACACAAACUCCCUCGUCCUCGCGCGAUUAUCGCCUUUCAGGCGUUCGUGUACCUGUUGAAGGAGUUCCUACCGGACAUGUGCUGCUCGGUAGAGGGACAGAAAAUUGACUGCGGUAAUACGGACCUCAUUCUCAGCAAACCUAACCUCCUCUCUGCCAUCAUUAACGGGCUGAUGUCACUGAUUGAAAACUAUAAAAUUACCUGGAAGGAAUGCAUCGAAUCGACGACGGUCGUUAACUUUAUGCUGAAUUUGCUCACCAAUCCCAACCUACCAUCGAGGCUGGUGGUACUAGCCCUGAAGCUGACGCAAAUUUCGAUCGAACACUUCCUGGCACCGAAUCUGGCACUGCUGAUGGACAAUAUUAGUGGAUCAGGAUUGGAGCAUGUAGGCCACAUUAUCUACAAACGGCUGCAUGAUUUAAGCUGGGAAGCACGAGAUUCGGCCCUGGAACUGUUGGCUUCCAUAGUCAGCAUUUCGGAAAUCAAAUUUCCUGCCUUCCAAAAGCAUAUUCUCGAUUGUGAUAUCAUCCCUGUAGUGGAAGCCGCGGCAAAGAAUGACACCGAGGCGUACGUUCGUGCAUCGGCCCUGCGUUGUUUGACGCUUAUGGUCAAGAUACGCCUGUUGUGGGAACACUCCCUAUCCAAGCUGUCGCUAAUGAACCAUCUAAUAGACGUGAUAGACAACGAAAGCGAAGGUAUUGUACGGCGCGAAGCGGUAAACACGGUCCGGGAAAUCUACGCCAAUCACAAAAUUCAACCUCAAUGUUUGGACAGCGUUUUCUCUGUUUUGGCGUACGCCGCCGCCAAUGACCUAUACUGGGAGGUAAAAGUUAAUGCAUUGCAAUUUUGGCGCUUGGUUAUGUGCCGUCAGUUUCAGCACCAGGGAAUGAUCGAUGGCACCUUCCCGUCGGUAACUUUCUCCAAGGAGCACAAGAAGAUCGUCACCCUGACAGAUCGUGAAAUUCAAACGCGGCUCAUGAAGGUACUGAAUGAACUCUCCCUCCGGGGAUGUCUGGGGGUGCUGUUGGCCUGCCUCGGCGACGACUGUGAUCUGGGUGUGGUCAAGGAAACGAUAGCCAUCAUCAACAAGCUGAUGUCGCACUUGAACAAGUACAACUUUCUCGACUACUACCAGAAUCUCGCCGGAUCUCCUCCCAACUCAGUGUCAUCGACGGCUUCAUCUACGCCGGUAGGAUCGACGCAGCAACCAUCCGGACGGGUGUCGGUAAUCGAUACAAACUACGCCGAAGUAAAACCUCCCGAGCGAUCUUCGUUCGGUGCUGGAGUGUCGCUAAGUGGUUCAUCAUGGAACACCGACAGUUCAACAAGCACCGUCUCAUCCGGUGGGACACCUCUUUCGCAGCGGCGCAACGAUGCCGACUACAACAGCGGCAACGUGGCCUGUAAUACGGCCAACGCGGACGAGAUCAUCGACUCGAUCGUCAAUCUCAACGACAUGAACUUACUUUCCGUUACGUACAAUCCAAACGUAACGACCGUAGCGACUACGUACGUGCGCCAGCAGCAGGCCGAUGAUUGUGGGUGCGAUGCAAUCCACCGGCAUACCGAUCUGUUUCGCCAGUAUGCAGCCGUCAGUGCUGAGGCUUUUCUGAGCCGUGUUAGGACUCUCGAUUUAGCUGCGAUCAUCGCGAGCCGGCAGCAAUGGUUGGAAAAUACGGAAAGUUUCAGUUCGCUGUUAGACGAUGUUCUAUUUUCCUACUACGCUGCCGAAGUUAAUGAUGCCGAUUGUUACUAAAGGCUACAAUUUGUUUUCAACUGAAUUGAUAAGUGAACAGAAGUGUUUCUGAGCUCAAAAACAAAAUGUAUACGUUUCGUUUCCCAUUUGUAAGCAUUGUAUUAAGAUUCCUCGUUCGCUUCUUGUUACACCUGUGGUGGAUUGUGCAUCAAUGUUUUCUUUUAGCAUAAACAAAUAAUGGUUUAAAAUAUGCCUUUCAAACCAGACUUGUCAGAGCUUUUGCAAAGUUUGCGAAACGAAACGAUAUUAUAUCGUACUUAAUAUAGCAAUGCAUAGUUAUUAAUUCAAUAUUGUUCCGUUAUUCCAUCUUAACCAAUUCCAACUGGCACGUCAA